This is a messenger RNA of Cornus florida, 2403 nucleotides long. Its product is annotated as cysteine-rich receptor-like protein kinase 42. Gene Ontology annotation, biological process: protein phosphorylation. The coding region runs from base 1 to 1953 and encodes 650 amino acids. The transcript has 7 exons. The record is from RefSeq and is a predicted model, not a curated record. Lineage: Eukaryota; Viridiplantae; Streptophyta; Magnoliopsida; Cornales; Cornaceae. Gene Ontology annotation, molecular function: protein kinase activity; ATP binding.
AUGGACGAGGAGAUGCAGUCUCUUUAUAUGAAUCAGACUUGGAAGUUGGUCCAGCUUCCAAAGGAGAAGAUGGCGAUUGGGUGCAAGUGGGUAUACACCAAGAAAGAAGGUUCUUCAGGGCAAGACAGUGUGAGAUUUAAGGCUAGAUUGGUGGCGAAAGGCUACGCGCAAAAGGAAGGGAUUGAUUAUAAUGAGGUAUUUUCACCUGUUGUAAAACACUCUUCUAUUCGAAUUUUACUAGCUUUGGUUGCACAGUUUGACCUCGAGUUAGCUCAAGUCGAUGUCAGAACUGCCUUCUUACACGGAGAUUUGGAGGAGGAGAUCUAUAUAUCUCAGCCAAAUGGAUUCAAGGUUGCUGGUAAGGAAAAUUGGGUUUACAAACUGAAGAAGUCGUUGUAUGGGUUGAAACAAAGUCCAAGGCAGUGGUACAAACGAUUUGAUCAGUUCAUGAAAAGGCAGCAGUACACAAGAAGCCAUUUUAAUCACUGUGUGUAUUUUCGUAAGCUUCGUGAUGGAUUAUUUGUAUAUUUGCUCUUAUAUGUUGAUGAUAUGUUGAUUGCAUCUAAGAACAAAGUUGAAAUUGAUAAGUUAAAGAUUCAGUUAAGUACUGAGUUUGAAAUGAAGGAUCUUGGUGAAGCUAAGAAGAUACUUGGGAUGGAGAUUAAAAGAGAUAGAAUGAAGGACACUGUUUGUUUAUCUCAGAAGCAAUAUUUGAAGAAGGUGCUACAUCAGUUUGAUGUUGGUUUAAAAUUUGAGCGGGAUGAUAGACUUGGUCAGCAUUUGGUUGGAUAUGUGGAUUCAGACUAUGCUGGUGAUUUGGAUAAACGUCGGUCAACUAUAGGUUAUGUGUUCACACUUGUUAAAGGACUGGUUCAUCAUUCACGUACAAAACACAUCGAUGUCCGUUUCCAUUUUGUUUAUGAAAUUUUGGAUGAAGGCGAUAUUCUUCUUCAGAAGAUUGGGACUACAGAUAAUCCCGCAGAUAUGCUGACGAAGGGGAAGUUGGAGGAUGGGAGAGAGAUUGCGGUGAAGAAGUUGUUGCAGAGCUUAAAUCAGUGGAAGAAAGAGUUCACGAAUGAGGCGAAACUUCUUGCUCGUGUGCAACACCGCUAUGUUGUAACAUUAUUGGGAUACUGCACACAUGGUGCUGAGAAGCUACUUGUGUAUCAGUAUGUAGCUAAUGAGAGCCUUGACAAGCUUCUCUUCGAUUUUGGUAGAAAAGAUGCCCUUGAUUGGAAGCGAAGGUAUGAUAUAAUUGCGGGUGUUGCUCGAGGCUUGCUCUACCUUCAUGAAGACUCUCACUAUCGCAUUAUCCACCGUGAUAUCAAGGCUAGCAACAUCCUGCUUGACGAUAAAUGGGCCCCAAAGAUUGCUGAUUUUGGCAAUGACAUCAAUACCCGCGUAGCUGGUACCAGUGGGUACAUGGCGCCCGGAUAUAUCAUGCAUGGAUAUCUAUCUGUGAAGACAGAUGUAUUCAGCUUUGGAGUUCUGGUUUUAGAGCUAGUCAGUGGUCGAAAGAACUCAGCUUUCAACCCAAGUCUAGAUUCUCAUAAUCUACCGGAAUGGGCAUUCAAGUUGUACAAGGAAGGUAACAGUUUGGAGGUCAUGGACCCUGCAUUGGUACCAUCAGCAGUUCCUGAUCAGGUAGCAAAGUGCAUACAGAUAGGGUUGCUGUGCACACAAGCUGAUCCACAUUUGCGGCCCACCAUGCGUCGUGUGGUGGUAAGUCUAUCGAAGGAGCUUGGCACACUCGAAGAACCAAUUAGACCUGGACGCCCUGGUUCCGGAUAUAGAAGGUCUCGCCGCCCCAAUUCCUCGUCUUCCACUGCCGGAACUUCAGGGGACUCCAGUUCCCAUACAUUAGGUUCCACCACCAACACCGAAUCUGCAACCGCAACUGCUAGCACAUCAGCUCUUACAAACUCAAGAUCCACAACUGCAAUUGCACCCUGAUCCCAAAAUCUCUGGUCUGUUCUUCGCCUGUAAAUCCCGAACUCAAAUCAAAUACAUUCCUCUCAUGGACACAGAUACAGAUGAUGACGUUGUAAAAACCAAGUAUUUAGCUCGCUUUCCCUAUAUGUACGAUAUCAAUACAGUCCUGCAAUGGUUUGCUACUUUGCUGUUUUAACUAAGCCAGGCUACGGUCCCAGAUCUUACCAAGUUUGCAAUUCUGGAAUCUUCCCUUGCAUUCAGGGGCGGAGUCAGGAUUGCAAAAUAGGGAGGACUAAAAACAAUUAAACCCAUGAUUAUUUAAUACGUCAUCCAUGCUCUAAAUAUAUAAUUAUCAUGCAUCAGUUAUUCAAUUAAACCCAAUAAUUUACAACUUUCUAACACAUUUACACUUUCAAACUCUAAUGUAUUUUCACAGUCAAGAAUUCAUUAAAAUUUACUUCAUACAAGUAU